AGCUGGUCAGGUCAAGAACUGAGAAAUUAUAUCAGCAAUUGAACUAAAGAUCAGUUUAGGGAGGCCAAAUCAAGCACAAGGGCAGAUUUCAGACAAAGGCAGCAGGAUUAUGACAUCUGUUCUUAUAAGGAAUCUUAAAUGACCAAGUAGUUAAACCGAAGUCCUGACAUUUCAAAGGCUGGGCACAUCCUACAGUAUAGUGUUCUCUGUGACCAGUUUGGAAAUUUUGAUCCAUAGAAUAUAGAGCACCACCUACUAAGGUCUAUCAACACCAAAAACACUGGGUUUCCUUACAAGAUUCCCAUUCCAGUACUGUCCAGGCCCAGCCUUGCUUAGCUUGACCAGAUCAUGAUAGAAGUUCAUGACAUUGUUAUCAAAAUCGAACUUGCAUGCAAAUUUCCAUCUUAAGGUUUCUGGUAUUUCAAGACACUGAAGAUCAGUUUUAAUUAAUUUUUUAACCUAGUGAUCCAAUGCAAAUUAAGAUAAGAUCAGCUAAUGGGCCAAAUACAAUUUCUUGCAUUAGGAAUUUGUCUUUUCACAUACCCCAACUUGCUCUCGAUCAGACACACAGAAGGAGAGAGAAGGUUGGGGUCAGAGCGCAGGGUCAGACAUUUAUACGGCGCCCCUGGAGCAGCUGGGGUUAAGGGCCUUGCUCUGGGGCCCAACGGAGUACAAUUCCUCUGCUGGAUGAGCAGCAACUUUUCAGCCACAGACGCAGACCUGUAGCCACAGAGACACCGCACCGCCCCAAAAGCAUAAAAAUCCAUCUCGAGUUCAACUGAGUAGAAGCCAAAAGAGUUUGGAAAUAAAAAACACUAUAAAGUAACAAAUCAGUGUUUUGUGACUGCCGAGGGUAUUCAGUUGUUAACUAAAUAUUGGUUUCAGAUGGAACCAUCCACAGAUUUCUUACCUUCAAAAAAAGCAAACAAGAUGACAGGAAACAAGAGUUUAUUUUUAUUGCAACACAAACAUAGAUAACGCAAGAACUUUGAAUUCUAAAGGCCUGUAAUUUGUUACAUUAUUGGUUAUCAACCCACGUGUGCAGUGUCUUGCUUCUUCAGAAACUGUCCAGGGUUUCCUCAAAAGUAACCAUAAUGCUUUUUACCUGCUUGACUGGUAGUAAAUAAAAUCGAUGCUGUUGUGCAAUGCAUUUCUUACAAAAAUCAUGUAUCUGUUCACCGGUGAACAGAUGUAAAAUGUAAAAAUUAAAGAGUAUUAUUAUUUCAAUAAUCAUACUUUCAUACCUGAAUUUGUGUUUAAAUUGGGGAGACAUCUUAGCAUUGUCUUUUACUUGCACAGAUCCUACAAUUUUACAGCAGACUAGCUCAUCAAUUUCGUGUUGGCGAACGCUUCUGUGGUUUGUGUUAUUUCUGCUGCAUUGCCACUUUUUAAAUAGUAUUUCAUGGUGCAGAAGAAGGGCAAUAUAAAAAUAUUCUCGCAAGGGAUAGGCUCAAAUAAAGUCAGAUGUCUCUGACUUAGUUGCUACAAUCAAAUAACUUGUUGACAACCACGAAGAGAGUGAGAGAGACUGACUACCACACAGCAAACAGGAACCAAAGAGCUGCGCUCCAGUAUCUCUGGAGAUCUGCCUCUGCUCCACAGUAGAUGUUAGGGACCAGGAUGACGACGGUGGAUGACUACAGCACCUCCACGCAGGAUUAUGACUACAACACUUCCAACUAUUCAGAAAUCCCGGAGCUCUGUGACAUUGGCAGCACCCACAGCUUCAUCAAGAUCUUCCAGUCCUGCAUCUUCGCCCUCAUCUUCUUCAUCGGGAUUCUGGGCAACUCCUUGGUCCUCACCACGUACAUCCUCUACCGCCGCCUCAAGCUCAGGUCCAUGACCGACGUGUUCCUGCUCAACCUGGCCAUGGCCGACUUGUUCCUGUUGCUCACCAUCCCCUUCAAGGCCACCUACAUGGUGCUGGGCUCCUGGGUCUUUGGCAUGCCCCUGUGCAAGAUCACCUGCAGCCUCUACGCCAUCAACUUCUACAGCGGCUUCCUGUUCCUGGCCUGCAUCAGCAUUGACCGCUACGUGGUCAUCGUCAUGGCCACCAUGGCCCACAAGCUGCGGAAUAAGACCGUCGUCUACAGCAAGCGGUGCACCGUCCUGGUCUGGGUGGCUUCCAUACUCCUGAGUCUUCCAGAAAUCAUCUUCACCACCGUUGAAGCCAGGGACGGAGAUCUGCUCUGUGAGACCCUCCUGACAGAGGAGAGCCCGUCCAUCAAAGCGUGGACCCGGCUGGCCCAGAUCACGGUGGGCUUCUGCGUGCCCUUCUUCGUCAUGCUCUUCUGCUACUCCGUCAUCAUCCGCACCCUGCUCAAGGGCCGCAGGUUGGAGAAGCACAAGGCCCUGCGCGUCAUUCUGGCCCUGGUGCUGGUUUUUGUCGUCUUCCAGCUGCCCUACAGCGUGGUGCUGUUCCUCAAGACGGCCGGUUUGCUGGGAACCAGCUGCUCCGACUGGCACAACACCCUGGUGGCGGAGUACGUGACCGGCAGCCUGGCGUUCAUCCGCUGCUGCCUCAACCCCCUGCUGUACGCCUUCGUGGGCGUCCGCUUCCGGAACGACGUGCUGCUGCUCCUGCGGGACCUGCGCUGUAUCAGCCGGGCCCGGUACUCCUGCUACGUCACGGCCCGCGCCGGCAGCUCCAAGCGCCUGUCGUUCGCCUCCGGCUCGGCCGCCAACACCGACACCUCUUCCAUGUUCUGAGACACAAGGCAGACGAACCCCCAAACCCCCCACCCACCCCACAGACCGACGGCCGAGAAUAGACUCCUUCUUUGGAGAAAUGUUGCUUUUGGGAGAAAUGUUACUGAACAUUAAACCCGAGUUGUUUUUGAGUUCGUCUUUCGCCUUCAUUAUGACAACCAUUGCCGACACUUCUUCCGUGUUCUAAGACAGAAAGCAGACAAAAACCCAACCCCAACCACCAGACAGUCUGCAGAGAACUCAUUCUUCAGAAAAAAAUAAAAAAACCUAGUUGUUUUUGUACAUAUACAUUCCCUGAGUCCCUGUCUUCCAUUUCAGUCUUUUUCAGCAUGAUCAAACCAACAAUGUCUUGGUGGCAAACAGUCUUUCUGGAGUAAAACAAAUGCUUUCACCAUUGUCAUAAGGAUUCUGAUGCUGACGCUGAUCACACUGGUAGUGUCGCACUGCCAGUUUCAUUUACGGUUCAAAAGACAUUGUUUAGCUCAUUUUCGGCAUGUUUGCAGAAAAACUAAAUCUGUUGUGCUGUAAAUAUUUUCUCAAGGAUAAUUGUGGCGUAACACUGCAAUGCCAUUAGAAUUUUGUACAUUUUAUAGGUAUUCAUAUUUUAUUUGUUCUUGUUUGAAUUAGUUAUGUAAAAAAAAUCUACAUUAGAAAGGCGGAAAGGUUCAUGUGCUUAGUUCCACAAGUUUGAAAAUGAAAAACUCAUGUAUAAUUGAAGUGUAAAUAAAACAAAACAUUAGGUCUGUUUUUGUGUUGCUAAAAAUGUACUGUAUUCUUUAUUGUCUAAGAAUAGAUUGCAGUAAAUGACAACAGUUUUAAAAGGAACCUCUGGGUAAAGUCCAUUAUAAUAGCUAUCCUUCAGAUACAAUUCCAGUCAAUUCCACACAAAAACAAUGUGAUUGAUACCUAGUAUUUGAAAAGCCAGCUGGCUUUAUAUUUAAGAAAUACAGAGCAGAUUUCUUCUGUCUUCAUUUUAUGUUAUGUAACAGGCAUGCAAAACAUCCUGUGCUGCAUGCUUUAAGAUAACCUUAAAGAUAACCUCUUUAAGAAAACCUAAGAGCUUUCCUGUCCUGGUCCUGGUGUCUCCAUCUUCCCACAAUAACGUUUGAUUUUCGGACGCUGGUUUUCAAUCGAAUGGAUAAGUUUUAGGCUGUUGACCCCUUAAUUGAGAAUUCCAUUGACUAGAGGUAUUAUUUGGUUUCAGCACUUAAACAGCAAUGGGUCUUAAAUUUAACUGCUAUGUUUUAAGUAACUUAAAAUGUGCCACCUUUUCGUGCCCCAAAAUUAUGCAGAACAUUUAAAUGAUUAAAUUAAGAGCAAAAUUAUGUAGCAGAGAGCAAUGCUGGCUUUUGAAGCCAUUUCUGGACUGUGUGGAGAAGCUGAACUGGUUA
Molecule: messenger RNA, 4100 nt
Organism: Lepisosteus oculatus (spotted gar)
Lineage: Eukaryota; Metazoa; Chordata; Actinopteri; Semionotiformes; Lepisosteidae
Product: C-C chemokine receptor type 7
Biological process (GO): calcium-mediated signaling; immune response; G protein-coupled receptor signaling pathway
Cellular component (GO): external side of plasma membrane; membrane
Molecular function (GO): C-C chemokine receptor activity; C-C chemokine binding
Source: RefSeq, a predicted model, not a curated record